Messenger RNA from Quercus robur (English oak), 2637 nucleotides. Its product is annotated as glutamate receptor 2.8-like. The transcript is spliced from 5 exons. The record is from RefSeq and is a predicted model, not a curated record. Gene Ontology annotation, molecular function: signaling receptor activity; ligand-gated monoatomic ion channel activity. Gene Ontology annotation, cellular component: plasma membrane. NCBI's taxonomy places the organism in Eukaryota, Viridiplantae, Streptophyta, Magnoliopsida, Fagales, Fagaceae. Bases 1 to 2550 code for a protein of 849 amino acids.
AUGGCUACAACUCUUACCUUCACAUUCUUGGCCUUGGUCUUGUUACUUGUAGAAAAGGCUACCGUAGAUGGAAGGACCACCACACUUGGAAAGGAACAUGUCAGAGGCAUUAUAGGGGCAAUAAUAGACUACAGUUCUCGCAUUGGUAAGGAACAGAAAGUGGCGAUGGAGAUGGCUAUAAAGGAUGUCUUUAACAAGACAAAUCAAAGAUUUGAUUUGCACAUUAAAAAUACUCAUAGUGAACCUGUACAGGCAGCUCUUGCGGCUUGGGAUCUCAUAAGGAACCAACAAGUGCAAGCCAUACUGGGACCACAUACAUGGGAAGAAGCUUCUCUAGUUGCAGAGAUUGGAAACAAAGCUCAAAUCCCAGUUCUUUCUUUUGCUGUUACAACUCCACAAUGGGCAACAAAGAAGUGGCCUUUCCUGCUUCAAGCUUCGCCAAACCAGAAUGCACAGAUGAAAGCCAUAGCUGCUAUUAUUCAGUCUUGGGAAUGGCAUCAGGUCACUGUAAUUUACGAAGAUAAUGACUCUUUGCUCAGUGAAGUCAUACCUCAUCUUUCUGAUGCCCUGCUAGAAUCUGGGGCAGAGAUAAGCCAUACCGUAGCCCUCUCACCAUAUGCUUCUUCUUCUUCAUUGUCUAUAGAGCUUGAGAGGCUUAAAGGUGAACAACACCGAGUUUUUGUGGUUCAUUUGUCAUUGACAUUAGCUGUGAGACUUUUUGAGAGGGCUAAAGAAAUGAACAUGAUGGAGAAAGACUAUGUCUGGAUCACUACAGAACCCUUUACAAGCUUUAUCCAUUCCCUCAGUGCCUCCUCCAUUUCUUCAAUGCAAGGCAUUAUAGGAGUAAAAAGCUACUUCCCCCAAAACCAUCCUCAUUUUCAAAACUUUUAUACUAGAUUUCGUAAAAACUUUAGCAUGGAAAAUCCAGAAGAGGACAAAAAUGAACCUGGGAUUUUUGCGGCGCAGGCCUUUGAUGCUGUACAGGCAGUUUGUCUAGCAAUGAUGAGAAGCAGCAAGGGCAGCCAACCAUUGUUAGAUAACAUUAUGCUGAGUGAAUAUAAUGGCUUAAAUGGAAAGGUUCAAUUUAUUGACAAGAAAGUAACUCCUGCACAUAUAUUUCAGAUCAUCAAUGUGUUUGGGAAGAGUUAUAAGGAACUUGGGCUCUGGUCAAAAAGAAAGGGUUUCUCAGUGACUACUGAUGAAAGAACUGCAAACAACACUUCUAUGAGGAGUUUGGAGAAGGUUUAUUGGCCAGGUGGAACUUGGACUGCUCCAAGAGGAUGGACUCUUCCAACAAAUGCCAACCCACUGAGGAUUGGUGUACCCACCAAAUCAAGCUUCAAACAAUUUGUGAGUGUGGUACAAGAUCAGUCAAAAAACAGUACUGCUUAUGAAGGAUUUGCAAUUGAUUUGUUCCAAGCAACUGUUGGAAGCUUGCCAUACUACCUGCCAUACAAUUUUACUCCCUUUGAUGGAACUUAUGAGGAAAUAGUGGAGCAGGUUUAUUUCAAAAAGUUUGAUGCAGUGGUUGGUGAUGUAGCCAUAGUGGCCAAGCGGUUUCGACAUGCAGCGUUCACACAGCCCUACACAGAAUCAGGAUUGGUGAUGAUAGUUCCAGUUCGGAUUCGACCACAAACUACUAAUAGAGGAUUGCUGUUCAUGAAGCCAUUCACAAAAGCCAUGUGGGUUUUAAUAGGGGCAAUAAUUGUCUAUAAUGGCUUUGUUGUGUGGUUGAUAGAACGGAAUCACAACCCUGAACUCAAAGGUUCUGCCUCGAAUCAAAUUGGUGCCUUGCUGUGCUUAGCCUUCACUAGUCUCUUCUCUUUACAUGGGGGGAAACUACAUAGCAAUCUAUCACGCAUGACAAUGGUGGUGUGGCUAUUUGUAGCACUCGUAAUCAUGCAAAUAUACACGGCUAACCUAACCAGUAUACUCACAGUGCAAAAGCUUGAAGCCAGUGUAAAUGGUGUCGAGUCACUGCAGUAUGGAAAUGCAGUGGUUGGAUGCUGUAGGGGAUCAUUCGUAGCAAAAUAUUUGGUAGAUGUCUUACGAUUCCACAAGGGAAAUAUCAGGACUUAUAACUCACCAGAAGAAUAUGCUUAUGCACUUAGAAGUAAGGAAAUAGCAGCAGCCUUUCUUGAAGUUCCUUUUGCCAAAUUAUUCCUUGCAAAAUACUGCAAAGAGUUUAUUACUGCUGGACCGACUUACAAUGUUGGAGGAUUCUCAUAUGUAUUUCCAAGAGGUUCUCUGCUGCUUCAUGAUGUAAAUAAAGCACUACUGAAAGGAUCUGAAAGUGGUAGGUUACGAGAAUUAGAGAAAAGCAUGGUUGCAUCUGAGAAGUGUGUGGAUUAUGCGGAGUCCAUUGAUGAAGUUUCUAGUCUUAGCCCUACUACAUUUUCGGUUCUUUUCAUGUUAACUGGAGGUACAUCAACGGUAGCUCUUAUGGUCUAUGUUGUUUUUUACAAACUUCUUGGGCAUAAAACCAUCUGGAGACACUUGGGUGUAAUGAGAAAUCGGUGGACAAUCUCUCCAAGACUCAGUGGUAUGUAGAAGAAACAACUACAAAUUUUUCAAACACAUCUAUUAAUUCAUAAUGGACUCGAGUUUAGAAAUUUAAAAAGUCGAAGAACAUUGAAA